Messenger RNA from Gastrolobium bilobum, 1521 nucleotides. RefSeq names its product protein TOO MANY MOUTHS. The record is from RefSeq and is a predicted model, not a curated record. Bases 1 to 1521 code for a protein of 506 amino acids. NCBI's taxonomy places the organism in Eukaryota, Viridiplantae, Streptophyta, Magnoliopsida, Fabales, Fabaceae. The transcript is spliced from 3 exons. Gene Ontology annotation, molecular function: protein binding.
AUGUAUAUUUUCUUUGUAUUAUUAAUGCUCAUAUUCUCCCCCAUUUAUAACAAUUCCACCCUUUCUCGUGAACAGUUGUCUCUUCAUCUAUUGCUAUGUUUUAUGUUCUUUUUGCCACGUGCUGUGUUACCUUUCACCGUGAUUAUGUCCGAUUCCGGCGCGCCAUCCACCCUAGUAGACGGCCCACAAACGGGGUUUUCCAUGAAACAAGACGGAGCAAGAACCGACACACACGAACAAGAAGCGGUUUACGACAUCAUGAAAGCCACCGGAAAUGAUUGGGCCACCGACAUCCCCGACGUGUGUCGUGGUCGUUGGCAUGGCAUCGAGUGCAUGCCCGACAAGGACAACGUUUACCACGUCGUGUCCCUCUCCUUCGGUGCUCUCUCCGAUGACACCGCUUUUCCGACAUGCGACCCGACCCGGUCUUUCAUCUCACCCUCAAUCACCAAGCUCCCACAUCUCAAGACAUUGUUCUUUUACCGUUGUUUCAGUUACAACCCUCAGCGAAUCCCAGCCUUCUUGGGCCAGCUGGGCCCAUCGUUGCAAACGUUGGUACUCAGAGAAAACGGUCACGUGGGUCCCAUCCCUAAUGAAUUGGGCAACCUCACCCGUUUGAGGGUCCUUGAUCUUCACAAAAACAACCUCAACGGUUCUAUACCUGUCUCACUGGGCCGGAUCACCGGUCUAAGUUCGUUGGAUUUGAGUGUCAACAAAUUAACCGGUUCCGUACCCGGUUUAUCCUUCCCCGGUUUGAACAUAUUAGACAUGAGCCAGAACCUUCUAAUGGGUCCAAUCCCUUCUACCCUUUGGGACUCUCAGUCUCUGAUCAAAAUGGAUUUCAGUCGCAACAGGCUUGUGGGUCCCAUGCCGGAGAAAUUCAAGGGCCUAAAAGAACUCAUGCUUAUGGAUUUAAGCUACAAUCGUAUCCAAGGCCCAUUUCCAAUGUCUCUCAAAAGCCUGAAUUCUCUUCAGGCCUUGAUCCUCAAAGGAAACCCAAUGGGCUCAACGACAAUACCUUCUGAUGGGUUUGAUUGUAUGAAGGGCCUAAUGUUCUUAAUUUUGUCAAACAUGAAUUUAAAUGGGCCGGUCCCAGAAUCACUAGGUAGAUUACCAAACCUUCGUGUGCUUCAUCUUGAUGGGAACCACCUCAAUGGGUCAAUACCAAAAAGCUUCAGAGAUUUGAGAAAUCUCAGUGAAUUGAAGUUGAAUGAUAAUAGGCUAAGUGGGUCGGUCCCAUUUGAAAGAGAAAUGGUUUGGAGGAUGAAAAGGAAGCUAAGGCUGUAUAACAAUUCAGGGCUUUGUUAUGACUCAAGAAGUGGUUUUGGUGAUAGUGUAGAUGAUUUUGGUAUUAGUUUGUGUGAGAGUUCAAGUCCAGGUUCGGUUAGGACAGUGCAACAUCUUUCAGUUUCGGAAAAAACCAUGCCAAUGCCAACAACAAUGAAUGUCUCAUCGGAUGCUGUUACGAGGUCACUUGGACUAGCUACUUUUGUACUGUUUACUUUAUCUUUGUUGUUGUAA